AUGUGUAAUGUACCUGAAUUUGCAAUUCCAGAUGAUGAUAUAAUUAAAUUAUAUGAUUUAACAAAUUUAUGUGAAACAGAUUGUGAUGACAAUCCAUAUGCAUCACCAGUUGCUGCAUUACUUUAUAAAAUGGCAUAUAAUAUUGUAUUAAAUUCUGAUCAUGAAAAACGUUUAAAAGAAUCUGGUACAAUAAGUACAUUACUUAAACAUUGUCUAGCUAUACUUGAUUCAGCAACGAGUAUUUUGUAA
This is a messenger RNA of Rotaria sp. Silwood2, 249 nucleotides long. Lineage: Eukaryota; Metazoa; Rotifera; Eurotatoria; Philodinida; Philodinidae. The record is from the annotation of a GenBank genome assembly.